This is a messenger RNA of Malassezia sympodialis ATCC 42132, 2436 nucleotides long. RefSeq lists its product as uncharacterized. Lineage: Eukaryota; Fungi; Basidiomycota; Malasseziomycetes; Malasseziales; Malasseziaceae. The record is from RefSeq and is a predicted model, not a curated record. Gene Ontology annotation, cellular component: intracellular anatomical structure. Gene Ontology annotation, molecular function: helicase activity; ATP binding; RNA binding.
AUGGUGCUCGAGAGCGUGCGGCAGCACCGCGUCGUGCUGAUCGCCGGCGAGACGGGGUGCGGCAAGACGACGCAGGUGCCGCAGUUCCUCCUCGACGAGGCGAUCUCGCAGGGCUGCGGCAGCCUGUGCAGCGUCGUUGUGACGCAGCCGCGGCGUGUGUCGGCGAUGGGCGUCGCCGCGCGCGUCGCCGCCGAGCGCGGCGAGUCGCUCGACGGCGCCGCCGCGGACGACGCGGUCGUCGGCUAUGCGAUCCGCGGCGAGCGCCGCGCGUCGCGCGCGUGCCGCCUGCUCUUCACGACGACGGGCGUGCUCCUGCGCCGCAUGGCGUCCGGCGCGGACGCGGACCUCGCGUCGCUCUCGCACAUCGUCGUCGACGAGGUCCACGAGCGCAGCAUCGACUCGGACUUUCUGCUCCUGCUCCUGCGCCAGGUGCUCACGCGGAACCCGCGGCUGCGCGUCGUGCUGAUGAGCGCGACGAUCCAGGCCGACACCUUCACGCGCUACUUUGGCGGCGCCCCGUACCUCGAGAUCCCCGGGCGCACCUUCCCCGUGCAGACGCACUACCUCGAGCACCUCGUGCAGGCGACCGGGUACCGCACGCCCCUCGCGCUGGCCCGCGACGACGAGCGCGCAGACAAGCUGUACGAGGCCAGCGCACUCGACCCGGACGCGGUGCCGACGGUGCGCGCGCUCGUCGCCUCGAGCCGCAUCGACUACGGCCUGCUCGCCGCGGCGGUCGCGUACGCCGCGCAGUGCGCCGCGAAGAUCGACGGCACGGGCUCGCUCCGCGGGCGCGCGGCGAUCCUCGUGUUCUGCCCCGGCGUCGGCGAGAUCCGGCAGGCGAUGGACGCGAUCGCCGCGCUGCCGAUCCACGCCGAGCUCGCCGUCCUCCCGCUGCACGCCAACCUGCCGCCGAACGAGCAGCGCCGCGUCUUCCAGCCGGUCGGCCGCGCGCAGCGCAAGGUCGUGAUCGCGACGAACGUCGCCGAGACCAGCAUCACGAUCCCCGACGUCUGCUACGUCAUCGACACGGGGCGCGUGCGCGAGGCGCAGUACGACGCGCGCGCGGGCGUCUCGCGCCUCCUCGAUACGUGGGCGUCGCGCGCCGCGUGCCGGCAGCGCGCGGGCCGCGCAGGCCGCACCAUGGCCGGCGCGUGCUUCCGGCUGUACACGCGCGCGAUGGAGGCGGCGCUGCAGCCCGCGCACUCGGCGCCCGAGAUGCAGCGCACGCCGCUCGAGGGCGUCGUGCUGCAGGUCAAGGCCAUCCAGCCGGACGCCAACGUGCGCACGUUCCUCGCGCAGGCCCUGGACCCACCGUCGCUCGAGGCGCUCGACGCCGCGCACACGCGCCUCGUCGUGGCCGGCGCGCUGCACACGGACGGCGGGCACGCCGCGCGCCUCACGCCGCUCGGCCGGCACGUCGCGAUGCUCCCGCUCGACGUGCGCCAGGCGAAGCUGCUCGUCCUCGCAUGCCUCGCCGGGUGUGUCGAGCCGCUCCUCCACGUCGCUGCGCUCGUCGCCGGCCGGCCGAUCGUCGCGAGUGCCGCGGCACGCGACGACGGCGCGGCGCGCGCGCGCGCCGCGUCCCUGUUCGGCCGCAGCGACCUGCUCACGCACGCGCACCUCUUUGCGCAGUGGCUCACGAUGCGCGCGGAGCGGCGGCCGGGCGCCGAGGUGCGCGCGUUCUGCGAGCGGCACGGCCUCUCUGCCGUCGCGCUGCAGGAGGCCGCGCUCACGCGCACGACCCUGCUGCAGCAGCUCGAGGAGACGGGCCUCGUGGACCGCGCGUACGUGCAGGGCUACCGCGCGCAGGGGCCCGCGUGGCCCGCGCGCGCGUCGUCGCUCGCGUACGACGCCCACAGCCGGCACACGAACCUGCUGCGCUCGCUGCUGCUCGCGGCGCUGUGGCCGUCGAUCGCGCGCGUCGACCAGCCGGCGGCGCGGUACCACGCGUCCGCAUCAGGCGCGGUGCGCAAGGACGCGCACGCCCGCGAGCUGCACUACAUGGACGAGCACGACGGGCGCGUGUUUCUGCACCCGAGCUCGCUGCUCUUCCACGCGACCGAGAGCCAGUCCGGCUACGUGGCCUUCCUCAGCAAGAGCGCGCGCGGCCCCGCAGGCGAGGCGCGCACGUACCUGCGCGACAUCACCGAGGUCCCGCUGUACGCGCUCCUCCUCUUCGGCGGGCCACUGCACGUCGACCACGCGGUCGGCGGCGUCCUCGUGUCGACCGGCGCGGCGGCCAGCGCCGACGCAUGGGUCCGCAUGCGCGCGAACCCGCGCAUCGGCGUGCUGUGCCGCCAGCUGCGCCAGCUGCUCGACCGCAUGCUCGACGAGGCCAUCGAGGACCCCCGCGCGAUGACCGCGCCGCACCACGAGCCGAUCGUGCAUGCGAUGCUCGCCCUCGUACAGCACGACGGUCUCACUGCUCCCUAG